Hypanus sabinus (Atlantic stingray) is the source of this 2709-nucleotide messenger RNA. Its product is annotated as receptor expression-enhancing protein 6-like. The transcript is spliced from 6 exons. The record is from RefSeq and is a predicted model, not a curated record. Bases 323 to 919 code for a protein of 198 amino acids. NCBI's taxonomy places the organism in Eukaryota, Metazoa, Chordata, Chondrichthyes, Myliobatiformes, Dasyatidae.
AUUGGGGUAAAUAAAAAUAGGAAAUGUCCUUCCUAUUCAUUGAGUGAGCAGUCUGUCUCGGUCGCGAUGGGGAUAAAUUAGCACACAAACAGAGGAUGAGGUACGAAUAGUCGCUCCAAUUGGGUACUUACAACGUCAAUCAGAGGAUAGGGGCGGAAGCGGAUUGAAGUUAAACGGAUUGGAAAUAAAAACCAGAGUCAGCAACUAUAGGUUUACGAGUUUUUUUCCAACAGCGGAGCGGCUGGAAUUUUGUACGGAAUCGAUUUCUGUUUGGAGCAUAGGGUGUGCUGAAAAUAAACCGAACCAAUUUUUUUUUAAAAAAAUGCCAUCCUUGCGCGAGCGUUUGGAAAAGUUUCUGGACGAGAAGAACUUCUUCACCAACAUUCUAGAGAAGAUUGAAAAGAAGACGGGUGUGCGUAAACACCAUCUGGUCACAGGUUCAGUAUCAAUCCUUGGCAUUUACCUUGUGUUUGGACAUGGAGCAUCUCUCUUAUGUAAUUUGAUUGGUUUUGUGUAUCCAGCUUAUUUUUCAAUCAAAGCUAUUGAAAGUGUAAAUAAAGAAGAUGACACUAAGUGGUUGACGUAUUGGGUUGUAUAUGGAAUAUUCAGUGUUGUAGAAUUUUUCUCGGAUAUCUUCCUCUAUUGGUUUCCUUUUUAUUAUGUAGGCAAGUGUCUUUUCCUGAUGUGGUGCAUGGCACCAGUCACGUGGAACGGUUCUCAGAUCAUCUAUAACCGAAUUGUCCGCCCUCUGUUCCUCAAGCAUCAUGCCCGAGUGGAUAGUGUUGUUAAUGACCUCGGUGACAAGGCUUUGGAUGCUGCAGAAUGUGUGACAAGAGAAGUUUUGCAGACUCUAAGUAACAGCAAGAGCCUCGUAAGGCCAGAUGCAAGACCUAAACAGUUAGCUGGAGCGUCUCACUGAAGCUACAUUUGACAAAAGACGAAGACAACUGAGGACCAUACAAUAAACUGCCUGCAUGAUGAAGCUAAUCCCACAAGAAAAAAGAAGACUUGCUAUAAAUCUGGCAUGGAAGCAACAGUGUCUGAAAGGAAAAGUUUAUGGUUAAAUUUUCCAAGUGUGAUUUGACAUUGAAAUCUAACACAACCUACUUUUUUCUUUCAGAAGCAGACACUCUCGUUUUAAAGCAUUUUUCAAAUUCAAUAAAUUUUCUAUUUGCUUUAUACAAUAUUCUUGUAGCAAAAGACUCAAUUUUUUUUGAAGCAAUAGAGAAGAAUGGUCCCUCUUGUGGUCUAAACUGGAUUUAUACGCUGCAUUAUAAUAUACAGUAAAAAUUGCCACAAGCCUGUUGAUUUGUUUAACCUCAGAGGUGCAGUAGAUCUGUCAAAUGUUAACAUUCCACAAGCUCAAUUUUAGCAUCAAUUGUCAGGAAAAAGAACUUCUGAUAUUGUUAUAGUUUCAUUUUUGCAUGGUACCCUGAAAAUGUUGAGUUGUAUCUUGAAAUAACACUUUCACUGGCUAUAGAUAAUAGAUAUCCUUUUUAAUGUGAUAUGAACAGGAUGAAAUGGCUUGGUUUCACUUUGGUUAGCUAAUGGGUAGAUGUGUUGUAAGUGAUUUAUUCAUCCUGUGGUCCACCUAAUACCCAAGAUCAAAAUAUUGAAUGUAAUUUCCCAUCUAGUUCUGCAUGUCAAGAUAUUGGUUCACUGUUAGCCAUCCAAUCUUUGCAUAGUAACUCCAUUUAAUUAUGAGGAACUCUUAAUGAUGUUCUGCAGCUAACUUGCAUGUGAUUGUAUUUACUUAUGCCGAUAAUUUAAAAGCCUGUUAUAUCUUGCGUUGUACACUGACUCAACAAAAUAGUUCCUACUUUUUAAAAUUUGCCUGUAGAUCCAACAAUAGACAUUUCUGGAAAAAUUGUUUGUUAUCGGAUUUUAUAGACUGCGUAGUUAUGGACAUUAUAUGUUUAUUCUGGCCUUUUAUUAACAUUUGGGUUUGAGUGUGAGCGGCUGAUGAACAUCAUUGCUCCCCCCCCCCCCCCCCCAUUACAAAAUGUGAAAAUGCAUUGAGCCAACUUCAGACCAUUUAACCUAGGCUCCGUUGUUAUUUAAAACAUUGUUUCACAAGGGGAGGUUUUGUUCAGUACUGGUGCUAGGAUGGGUGGGUUUGUUGGCGAUGGAAGUUGUCUUUUAGGAUCAGCUCAAAGUUCAGUUAUCCCAAACUGUCGUAGCUGGAAGAAGCAUUACCUCCACAAUAAUGUGAUUUGGAAGGAGUGUUGGUAUCUACACAAUUCCUUCAUAAUGUUUUACAUGGAGUGUGAGGUAUAAGAAAAUACUUUAAAGUCAUAAUAUUGUAUUUUUUUUAAAAGGAACUAGUUAUUUAUUUCAAGUGAUUUCCAACACCUGUAGAUUCUCUCUUGUUUGUCAUUUAAUUCAAGGGAAGUUGUAGAGUGGGUGCCUCUUCAGGGCAUUUGCUUAACUUGCAGACAAUCUUAAUGAGACUGCUGAGCCUUCGAGCUGUGCUAUUGGGGAAAUGUAGAUUUUUAUUGUAAUGUUCUCACCAGUUGGUAUUCCACUGGGAUGAGAAACGGGCAAAAUGAUUUUGUGACUGGGGAGUGUGUGCAAGUUAUGUAUCAUUACAGUGCACUGAUAUCACACCGGGACUGGAAACUACUGUAGCAUUCCUGUAAUUUGUUUGAAAAAGCAUUUGAAUCAGUGAUUUUUUUCCUCGUCAUAUUAAAAUAAAUAAAGCAUUUUUUU